AUGGAUCUGUUCAGGAAGCUGUGGAAGGCGAGGAAGCUGAUCGUUGUGGUGUUCAUCCCGCUGUCUCUGCUUCCCUUACCGCUCAUCCAUCCCACUAGCGAGGCAUGCUGUGCAUAUGUGCUGAUGGUGACAGCAGUCUACUGGGUGUCAGAGGCUGUUCCCUUGGGUGCUGCUGCUCUGGUCCCCGCUUUCCUCUAUCCACUCUUCGGGGUACUCAAGUCCAGUGAGGUGGCUGCUGAGUACUGUAAAGACACCACUCUGCUGUUAAUGGGAGUCAUCUGCCUGGCAGCCUCCAUAGAGAAGUGGAACCUGCAUAAACGCAUUGCUCUGCGCAUGGUGAUGAUUGCAGGGGCCAAGCCUGGCAUGUUGGUGCUGGGCUUCAUGUGCUGCACAGUGUUUCUGUCCAUGUGGCUCAGCAACACGUCCACCACAGCCAUGGUGAUGCCCAUAGCUGAGGCCGUCCUGCAGCAACUCAUCUGCACCGGUCUGGCCGACCAACAUGACGACUCAGAAACUGCUGAGACCCCUGAGGAUGACAGCGCUGUUUUAGACAAAGAAGAGAACCUGGACAAGAACCAGUUAGAGCUGCUCUAUCGCAACGACAGCAGUGACUGCACUAAACAUGAGCUUUCUACACUAACUGAGGUACAGACUGGGGAGGUAAAUGGUUUUGGUCUGAAGCCAGUCUCUAACCAGGACUUCAUCAGACACGCCAAUGGACACCUGCCGCAGGCUGCGAUCGAAAUCCCAAACGUGAAGCGGGUGAAGGCCAGGAGAGACUCCCAGUAUCCCACCAAGAGGGAUCACAUGAUCUGUAAAUGCCUAUCGCUCAGCAUCACCUACGCUGCAACCAUUGGAGGACUCAUCACCAUCACAGGCACAUCUACCAACCUCAUCUUUGCUGAGCAGUUUAAUACUCGUUAUCCAGAUGCAAAGGUGAUAAACUUCGGCACUUGGUUCAUCUUCAGCUUCCCCAUUGCCAUUGUCAUGCUGGUCCUCACCUGGCUGUGGUUGCAUUUCCUCUUCCUCGGCUGCAACUUUAGGGAAACAUGCUCGCUGAGUAAGAAACGCAAAACCAGGAGAGAGAUGCUGUCAGAGAGGAGGAUCCACGAGGAGUAUGCAAAACUAGGACCCAUCAGCUACCCAGAAGUGGUGACUGGUGUUUUCUUCAUCCUGAUGACUCUGCUGUGGUUCACCAGAGAGCCAGGUUUCGUGCCUGGCUGGACGUCUCUGUUUGAGAAGAAAGGCUACAGGACCGAUGCAACAGUGUCUGUCUUUCUUGGCUUCUUGCUUUUCCUCAUCCCUGCCAGGAGACCCUUCUGUUCAUCCUCCACCUCCCCUUCCUCCAACUGUAAAGACACAGGUCAGCACCAUGCACUUUCUGACCCGCUGGCUCCUAUGAUCACCUGGAAGGACUUCCAGAGACUGAUGCCAUGGGAGAUCGUCAUCCUGGUGGGAGGAGGCUAUGCACUUGCUGCUGGUUGCAAGGUGUCAGGCCUGUCAGUGUGGAUCGGCAGACAGCUGGAGCCCAUGAGUGGUCUUCCUCCCUGGGCCGUCACCCUGCUGGCUUGCCUGCUGGUAUCAGCGGUCACAGAGUUUGCCUCCAACCCGGCAACUCUCACCGUCUUCCUGCCCAUCCUGUCUGCGCUGUCAGAGACUCUGCACAUCAACCCCCUCCACACUUUGAUCCCAUCGACCAUGUGUGUGUCAUUUGGGGUCAUGCUUCCAGUUGGGAACCCUCCCAACGCCAUCGUCUUCAGCUACGGCCACGUGCAGAUCAGUGACAUGGUGAAAGCAGGCUUUGGGGUGAACCUGAUUGGUGUUGCAGUGGUAAUGUUGGCUAUAACCUCGUGGGGCGUUCCCCUAUUUAACCUGACUGAGUUCCCAGCCUGGGCAGUGGCCAGGAAUGUCACUGGGAGCUUAUAACCAGCGGUUUGAUGGGGCCAGAAGAGGGGAUGAGUCAGUGAGAGACAGAAAGAGAAA
Xiphias gladius (swordfish) is the source of this 1983-nucleotide messenger RNA. RefSeq names its product solute carrier family 13 member 4 (gene slc13a4). The record is from RefSeq and is a predicted model, not a curated record. The coding region runs from base 1 to 1926 and encodes 641 amino acids. Gene Ontology annotation, biological process: monoatomic anion transmembrane transport. NCBI's taxonomy places the organism in Eukaryota, Metazoa, Chordata, Actinopteri, Istiophoriformes, Xiphiidae. Gene Ontology annotation, molecular function: transmembrane transporter activity. Gene Ontology annotation, cellular component: membrane. The transcript has 16 exons.